Auanema sp. JU1783 is the source of this 615-nucleotide messenger RNA. Lineage: Eukaryota; Metazoa; Nematoda; Chromadorea; Rhabditida; Rhabditidae. The record is from the annotation of a GenBank genome assembly.
AUGACAAGGGGAAAAUUUUUAUCGGAAGAACUCAGAAAAGCCGUUUUUUCGCACCAUACUUCUGGAAGCAGCCAAUCGGAAAUCAGCCGGAUUCUGAAGAUUCCGAGGACUACUGUAGGAUCCAUCUUGAAGAAAGGACAACCGAUGAUGGACAGAAGAGCUGUUACCAACGGAGCAGCACGAGCAACAACGGAACGAGAGGAUAGACUGAUUAAAAGGGAAGCUAUUCUGAAUCCAUUCAUCACGUCUUUUGAAUUGCGUGAAACCCUACGUGAACUGAACCCCAACCCCUGUUCAGCUCGUACAAUACGUAGUAGGUUGUGUGAUUAUGGAUUGCGAUCAAGAAGAACAGCUAAGAAACCGCUGCUGUCGGAGAAAAACGUCAAAGACCGACUGACGUUCGCGAGGACCUACAAGGCCACAAUAACCAUCUCAAAGAGGUUAAAGAACCAGGUGCUGGCGACCUGUCGAUUAAUCGACGAUACUAACAUAGGCCCAGAGGCCAACCAUCAGGAGGAGGAAGCCAUCCACAUAGUGGAGGAUGUUCUGGAGCGCCUUAGCGCCAUAGUGUCGCCGGACUCAUCGACAGGUGGCUCCGGAACAGACUCCGACUGA